UUGAACAUCGGAAAGCGGCGGGAGAGACCGCAACAGAAUUUUGUCAGUGUUGUUUACAUUUAGUUAAGCUGAAAACACACCAACGCUGGUAUGUCAGCUGCGUCGCCAUCUAGUAGUCUUGUAGUUGGGUAUAUCUUGCCACCAAAGCAAGACGUUGCUGAGACGGCUGAGCCUGAUACGAAGCAAAAGGAUGGAUCUGUCUCCGAAGGAGAGGACGACGACGAGGAGGAGGAUGAGCCCGAGUUCCUUGACAUGGGGGAAAUGCAGAACUUAUCAGACGGAGGACGCUUGUUUCAGUCAUCCUUACCACGAAGACAUGAGGUUGACUUCUUUGACCGGCGCUCCCUCAAGACCCUGCGCGUGCAAGGCCGCUUCCCGUUGACGGACCCCUGGUGGGAGGUGACGUGUCGGGUGGGGCGCCCCCGCAGCAAAUGUGUGGCCCUCUACGGGUUCCCCUCCUACGCCCUGCGCAGGGACCUGCGGGGGGAAGAUGGAUGCUCGGUGCUGUCACUGUUCCUGAAUGCGUGUGGUGUGUCACCAGAUCACAUGAAAUGGUUUAUGGAGUGGUGGAGGCUGGAGAAGGAGGUGGAGGGUGGAGAAGGCGGUGGGAAUUCCAUUGAACUGAGUGAUGUGCCGGAGUUCCUGGAGGAGUUUGGGGAGAAGAACAAGAAGAACAAGGAAGUUGCAAAGUCCAUGAGCAGCUCUGUCUUGCACUCAGGUCCAGGUGUGUGCGUUGCCGCUUCCUCCCUCUACCCUCUGGUGAUGAGGCACCUUCCCACCUUGCUGCCGCGCCAGUUCCUGGAGCUCCUGGGCCUGGGCAGGAGGAGAGAUGACGAGCCUGCCCAGGAACAAGCUGACGCUCCCCAGGCACAGUGCCUGCUGACGCGCCUGGAGGAGGUUAUAGACACGGAGGUCUGGAAGAUGGGCUUCAGUCAUAUUCUGUACAAGGAUCUGGGCUUGAUCCGUUGCGAGGCGCGGCUCGAGGCCUUCGAAGCCUGUGGCCUUUUCCAGAACAUUCCGCAGCUGCAGCGUCAGGCCCUGCAGGUGUACGAGCAGCUGAAGUGUCGCUGCCAGGGCUCAGGCAGCACCUAUGUGGAGCGUGGAGACCUGGAGGAGCACAUGAGGCCCUGGAUGGACGAGGUGUACGUCUGGGAGGCCGUUCGCUUCCUCAAGCAGCAUGGCAUAGUGCAGCUGGAACGUCAGAAGGUGGUGCUGCAGAACUUCUACACAUACGAGACGGGCAUCGGAGAGCGGCUGGCUAUGCUGACCAGGGCGGAGGGGUCGGAGCACUGGCGAAUCAGGCUGGACGUCAGGCAGGUCCUGAGGAAUGCAGAGCUGAAGAGGAGGAGGGCACGGGCCGAAGCAGAGGCCAAAGCUGCGGCCGAGACUGAGGCUGAGGAAAGGGCAGGGACAGGCAGAAGGAGAGAGACACCUGGAGGAGGAGGAGAACUUGUGAAUGGGGCUGGACCCUCUCACCCAGAGUCUGAGGUGGGGAGAGGGGGGAGGGCCACGGCGGUGGUGAAUGGGGAUGUAGCAACAGCAGGACGAGCACUAAGGGAUAGGAAUAAUAAUGGGCAGGAUGAAGGGCAUCACAACAGGGAGAUGAUGGAGAUGGGGGCACAUCCCCCUCAGACGUACCCCUCACAAAAUGGCGGCUCCAGCUCCUCGUGGGACCUGAACUUUGACCUCACCUACUCCACCCCGACUCUGACGCCAACCUCAACCCUAAACCCCACUCCAACUCUUACUCAGGAGGCUCCGUUCCCUGGUGCGGACCAGGCGGAGGUGGAAGUGGAAUUAGACCCGGAUCAGGUGCGGGCAGCUGAGAUGAUCUGCGCCAACCCGGUGACGGUGAUCAGCGGCAAGGGCGGCUGUGGUAAGACGACGGUGGUGAGCCUGGUGUUCCAGGCUGCCAUGCAGCAGGAGAGGAGCGAGCAGGAGGAGGUGGAGAGGGCCUGCCAGGACUUCCAGAACGACCUCCUGGACAACUCGCAGCCCGUGGAGCAGACGCACCAGAGCAAUGGUGAAGGGAACCAGCAGAAGGAGAAAAAAGAGGAGCAGAAGGAAGGAGAGAAAGAGGAUGAGGAGAAGGUGGAGGUUCUUCUGACCGCCCCUACUGGUCGAGCUGCCAGCUUGCUGAACAAGAGGACUGGACUACCUGCCUACACCAUGCACCAGGUGUUGUUCAGCUACAUGCACUGGAAGAAGUUGGGGGCGGAGAAGGCCAAGGCUCAGGCCCAGACGGAGGCCCAGGCGCGGGCCGAGGGCACGGACAAGCGGGGGCCCUGGAAGUUCCGACGGGUGCGGGCGCUAGUGGUGGACGAAGGCAGUCUGGUGUCCGUGCAGAUCCUCCACUCACUCCUCACCAUCCUCUCCAAAGAGGCCUGCCUGCAGAAGUUCAUCAUGCUCGGUGAUGUGCGUCAGCUGCCCAGCAUAGAGCCGGGUAACGCGCUGUACGACCUCUUCCACAGCCUGAGCCGGGUGCGCUGGUCCAUUGAGAUGAGGACCAACCACAGGGCAGAGUCCCAACUCAUCGUAGACAACGCUGGAAAGAUAGCAGACAUGGGUCAGAAGCGCACCUACCACCCGCUGGACUUUGACUGGGAGGUGGACAUGAACCAGCCGUCCCCACAGACACUUGCUCAGGACAAGAGGUUCAUCUACGUCAGGGUGUCACACAACGACACCGCCAUUCAGGAUGCUGUGGCUCUUCUACUCAGACGUGGCAUUGGCCUUCAAGACCACAAGAGCUCUCAGUUCAUCGCCUUCAGAAGGAAGGACUGUGACCUCAUCAAUGAGCUCUGCUGCAAGCAUUAUGUUGAUCAUCCUACCAGGAACCAUAAGCGGAGGCUGGAUUUCCGGGUGGGCGAUAAAAUCUGCUGCACGCGCAAUAACUACGUUCCCGACAGGGGUGACGACGUCGGAGUGGCCCAAAAAGAACCAUCAUCACCAGCAGCGACACAGCUGGCCACACAGGACGAUGACCCUCAGGAGGGGGGCAGCCACACAGGGAUGAGAAGGGGGGAGGGAAAGAAGGAGGUCCGCAAGGAACGCUUGUGUAACGGAGAGAUCUUCUACAUCAUACAGGAUCAUACAGUCAUUGACGAAAGUGGUAGAAGGAAGAGGUACCUCCUUUUGGAUGACGGACAGGGGAAGGAGCUCUGGGUUCUCUUCAGGGAGGUGAACAGACUGUGCCGCCUACAGCAUGCAUGGGCUCGCACCAUACACACCUUCCAGGGCUCGGAGGCGGAGACCAUUGUGUACGUGGUGGGCAGCGGUGUCGCUCAGGACUGGCGCCACGUCUACACGGCCGUCACCCGAGGACAGAAGCGUGUCUACGUGGUCUCCAGGGACGCCGACCUUGAGAAGGCCAUCAGAGGCCACAUCAAGGCACGCAACACCCGUCUGGCACAGCUGGUGCGAGAACUGGUUGCAUCGCAAGUCCCAGGACCUGGACAGCAGAGGGAGGGGUUGGUGGGGGAGGAUGGGGAGAACCAGCCUGGCUUCACGCAGCCCAACCCAGCCACCCCGUCUAGGCGAGGCCCAGGCUUUGGGUUGUCACAGGCCUCACAGACCCCGGGACCUUAUGGAUGGAGUAAGGAUAUAAAGAAAGAGAUUAAGAAGGAGACUGAGAUUAAAAUGGAGAGAGAGAUUAAGAUAGAUAAUAUCAAGGUGGAGGUUAAAAUUAAGGAAAACGUCAAAAUCAAGGAAGAAAACGAAGAAGUGGCUUGUUAUCAGAUGGACACGCAUGCUUCCUAUCUGCAGCCCAUUGCAGGACCUUCUGGCAUUCACCAGAACAUCAAAGUAGAGAAGAAGGGGGAACAUUUUCAUCAAAGCACAAUUGACGCAUGGCUGAGACACCGCACCAACAAGGAACCCUCCUCCACAAUGUGCAGGGACGUCAAAAGAGAAGAAGACGAGGACCAGGACUUGGACACGAGUGAUGCCUGUUUGCGGGACGACCUGAUGUUCAGUCAGGCAUAUAAAUGGUCACCUAUGGAGGAGGUGGAGGACCCCACGGACCCAGGGCCCAGUAAAGUGAAGGAUUCGUCACAGGCGUCACAGGGGAACCUGGAUAGUCCAGUCGGCAGCAAGCGGCUGGCCGAGCAUGAGGGUCACCACCUCAGCACUCCCCAUAAGCAAGCAAGGGUUGCCUCAGUGCAUACCCCUACCGGUGCUUCAAGUCUUGGCCUGCUGUCUCUCAACUCCCCCAGCCCAGCCCCUUUUGUGAAGCACCUGUUUCCACGGGAACGGGAGGAUACGGACGACAAUGCAGCCAACCUCAGCCCCAGGCACACACCGACAAACUCGCAGACACAAACUCCGAGCUCAGCCUAUAGGUUCAAGCCCAGAGCAUUCGCCGCUCUCUGGAAGGAGUUUGUUUCUAGUGCUGCUUCCCAGUAUAAUGGACAAUCUGAGGAGCAGGAGGGGGCAGAAGGUGGAGCAGGGCCCAGCAACAGCCACCCACAAGAGGCCUCGCCGUCUAGGCGAGUCCCAGGCUUCAGCCGGCCUCACGGUGACCACACAGGAACAGACGCCGCAGCGUCCAAAGAUGACACAUUGAAAGUAAGGGGUAAUAAUCCAAACUCGCAGGACCUACAGGAUGACUUUGCAUUCUCUCAGGCAUAUACCUGGUCGCCUAUGAGCUGUGGGGAGGACCCAUCAUCAGCAGUAGCUAAUGGGAGUUUGGUGGCAGACAGGUUGGACUUUCAGCCUUUAGAAGAGGAUGACGCUCUCUAAGAGCACCUGAAAUUGUCAUGAACAGAGUGUAUGAGUUCUGCUGAGCAGCACAGUGGAAUAACACUGUCUUGUUGAGAAUUAAGUACGUGUGUACACACAUACACACUUCUGGAGGUGAGAGAUGAUUGAGCUAGAAGGCAGUAAAGGGUAUAAUGUUUGUUUGCAAUCAUUGUGGAUGUACACAAAUUGUCAGUAUUAUAUGGAGGUUAAUCACUUGACAUCCUCGCAGAUGAUGUCUAGGUCUUGCCGUGGCCAACAUUAUUUUAUGAUGGCCACUCAGCCAGACAGUAGUUUCAAAAAAAGCCAGUGGCCUUUGGUUGGUUAGCAAUAUUUGAUUCCACCCACAGCUGACCUCACAUAAUUCAAAUUGGAGACUGUACUUUCACCAGUGUUGAAGGAGGCUGGUCAAUGUCUUGACGUUUGUUUUUGUUCUUUCAAAUGAACAUAGCACUUCAGUGUUAAGUGUUAAGCAAGUAAGGAAGGGAGAAGUCUUGUCUAAUCAGGUAUGAAAAAAAUGAAAAUCAUUUUUUUAUAUAAUGGAGCGGGGAAACUGCUUGAAAUUGUUAUUUUUUUUUUAAAUUUGAGUUUUGUUUGUCUCCGGCUUUGUCUAGAUCUUCUUCUUCUUCUUCUUCUUCUUCUUCUUCUUCUUCUUCUUCUUCUUCUUCUUCUUCUUCUUCUUCUUCUUCUUCUUCUUCUUCUUCUUCUUCUUCUUCUUCUUCUUCUUCUUCUUCUUCUUCUUCUUCUUCUUCUUCUUCUUCUUCUUCUUCUUCUUCCGUGGGUUAGUCAGAUGACCCCAUCUUGAUGCUCUCUCAGUUGUUGAUGCCAGGGUCUUACUGGAAAAAUUCCUGGCCAUGUUUACUGCUCUACUGCAAUUGGCUCUGCCAAAGGUACCGUCUUGUCUGCCUCAGACAUCAAACACGGGGUAUUUACCUGUUACAGUAGAACUGGAACUCUUUUUAUUUUAUUUCCUUUCACUGAUUAACAAAGGUAAAAUAUCUAUUUUUUUCUUCUGUUUUAUGGAAGUUGUACUGUACAUACUGUAUGUGCAAAAGGCACGCUAACCACAUCUCACACAUUUUUCUACUGGGCUUUUUUAUUGAAGGUAUUUUUCUAGUCAUGUUGGUGCCAAACUGUCCUCAGUUCUUACCAAUACAUCUACAUUGCUUUCCAUGACAUCAUGUUCUUCUGUAAGUGCCUUUGAUAUGAGAUGUUAACAUCAAAGAUUGUCUGGGCUCUGCCUUUUCACAGGAUCUGUUUGUAUGUCCUAAAGCAAUCAUAAAAGUUCUAUUGUUUCACA
Messenger RNA from Engraulis encrasicolus (European anchovy), 6037 nucleotides. It is a transcript of the gene helb, whose product is annotated as helicase (DNA) B. Lineage: Eukaryota; Metazoa; Chordata; Actinopteri; Clupeiformes; Engraulidae. Gene Ontology annotation, biological process: negative regulation of double-strand break repair via homologous recombination. Gene Ontology annotation, molecular function: single-stranded DNA helicase activity; 5'-3' DNA helicase activity. The transcript is spliced from 19 exons. The record is from RefSeq and is a predicted model, not a curated record. The coding region runs from base 91 to 4740 and encodes 1549 amino acids.